This is a messenger RNA of Drosophila rhopaloa, 3937 nucleotides long. RefSeq lists its product as uncharacterized. The transcript has 3 exons. The record is from RefSeq and is a predicted model, not a curated record. NCBI's taxonomy places the organism in Eukaryota, Metazoa, Arthropoda, Insecta, Diptera, Drosophilidae. The coding region runs from base 1443 to 3074 and encodes 543 amino acids.
GCAAAGCGAACGGAAAGGUGUGCGGACCAAGGGGGCGGGGAGCGAAGAGCAAGUGACGAACUUACGGCCAACAGCAGCAGCAGCAGCAACAACAACAACGGCAACCGGCCCGUUUGGAGCAGCGCGCAUGCCACACACAGUUUAAAUAUGUGAAAUUAGUACAAAUCGUGAUUUCAACAGCGAACGACGAGCGACGAACGAGCGUCGACGAAGUGGCGACAAAAAAAAGCUCGAGCGAGUAGCCGCAGCAACAACAACAGCAAAGGCAGCAACACCAAUAGCCACAAGCAACAACAGUGGCAGCCACAGCAACAACAAGUUACCCCACAAUACCUAAAGCAGCCACUGGUCCAAAACGCAAAGUAGCAGCAAUAUCAGCAGAUGCCACAACUGCAACAACAACAAGAGCAACAUCAACGCCAAGAAAGAUGAUGAUGAACGCCCACAAAUUAACCAACAACACAACAUUCUGAAGCAACAACUUUUUAAAUAUAAUUUGAAACUAUUACACAAACAACAAUUACUUCAGUAAAUCAACAAGUACACCAACUAAAAAACCAAUAACUUGCCCCAUAAGUCACCAACACUUAUCCCAAUAGCUAAAAGCACCGCACGUGUUGGAACACCAAUAAUUAUAACAACAAAGCCACCUCAACAGCAGAACCAGCUUAUCCCAGACCAAUACUUACACCAACAACAACAAACACAUCAAACAUAGAUCAACUAAUUAAUACACCAACGAAAUAAACAACAACCACAGCAAAAAGAACACCAACGUAUUCAACAGCCACAACAACAACCAAUUUUUACAACAACCAACAUUGGUGUUCGUUGGUCGAGUGGCAACAACAACAGCAUGCAAUAAAACAGCUGAUAGCUGAUAGCAACAAUAACAACAACAAAGCCUGGCAUUAUCAAGCGAGCAACAGGUCGCGAAAAAAAAACAAAAAGCCCGCCUGCUGCAGCACUCACACCACAAACGCACGCACACACGUACAGAGAAGAGCGGGUGUGUGUGAGAGAGAGAGGCAAAAGGCGAGUCGCACACCUUUGCGUUGAUUUUGGACGAGGCGACGUCGCUCGCCAGCUGGCGCUCUCACUCCCGCUCCCGCUGACUCUCCUGCUCUCUCUCUCGCACAAAGUGCAGCUGAGCUGCCGCCGCUGCUGCCGCCGCCGCCGCCGCACUUGUUGCCGCUGCCACAAAUACAACACAACCAGCUGAAACGCUCAACGCUCGCCGCCGCCGCUGCCGCCAGUCGAAAGUCAAAAGCAACGUGUUGUGGACGCUUUUUUCGUCGCGUCGUUGCGUUGCGUUCUCUCGCUCUCUCUCUCACUCCUACUCCUAUCACCUACACCACCCACUCACCACCCGCCACAGCCAACAACCACCCCAACCCCCGUCCGGCCGGGAAAACUUUCACCAUACACCAACAACAACAACAAUGUCCAGCAGCGCAGCCACAGCGCAAUUCAAGCUCGAUGCCAACUCCAAUGCCAUUGCUUUGAUAGCCGAUGUUGCCUCGCACCCGCUGCCACUACCCCUUUCGCCCACGUCCACGACCACGCCCACUGCAACGGGGACGGCAACAACAACACCAGCGGAUCGCGUUGAAUGGUCCCGCUCCACGAUCCUCAACUUCAUCGAGGACUAUCGCAGACAGCGAGUCCUUUGGGACCCCAAUACGAAGGGCUACCACAUCAAGCAGACCAAAUACGAGGCUUUAAAGCUAUUGAGCCACAAAUAUGGAACGGAAAUAAGAUCUAUACGAUCCAAGAUCAAGUCGCUGCGCAGCUCUUUCCAUCGGGAACAUGGCAAGGUUCUGAGCGGGCGAAGUCGGGGGGUGAUCUACCAACCCAUGUGGUUUGCCUACGAGGCCAUAAGGUUCAUCCUCGACGGCGAAAGGGAUCAGGAUCAAGAUCUAGAUGCCGAGGCGAAAACGGAAGCAGAUGAAAAGCUAACCCUGAUGCACAGUCUGGAUUUGGAGCAACUGAAGGCGGAGAAGCUGGUAGAUAGGGACAUAAUACUGCAGGUGGAACAGCAACAACAACACGAUGAGCUUACCGCUCGGAUUGCGGCCACUGUGGCCGCCGUUGCUGCCGCUGCGGCUGCGGCAAAUGCCCGGGAUCGGGAGCGGGAAGUGGAUACCGCUGACGAAAUGGAUACCGCUCGGGAAAUGGAACUCGAGGAGGCAGCGGCCGGUGGCGCUUUAAUCGAAUCCUCCUCGGCGGCUGUGACACGUUCCUCUUCCGAUUUGGAUGGCGAGAAUUACUGCAAUAUCAGCGCCGAAGAUGUGAAAACAGAAAUUAUCGAACACGAAUCGGAGCUGGGGAUACUGGAUCGACGGACGAGCACGCCAUCGCCCAUAAAUUACUACAAGCCGACGGAUCUAACGUACAACCACCGCAAGCGCAAGGCGAUGGGCGUGGAUCACGUUAUGGGCGCUUUGACAUUGACGCCCAUCAAGGCGGUGGGCGGAGCGGGGGCGGGGGCGGUCGGAUCCGCCGGCCAGCAGCAGCAGCAGCAGCAGCAGAUGAACCACAGCCAGCUCGCGUUUCAGGCGCUCCAGCAGCACUUCAACCACAAUCAUAGUCUCAGCUUGAGCCACUGCAACGGGCAACCGCAGCAGCAGCACCAGCAGCAGCAACAAUCGUUGCAUCUGCAACAGCAACAACAUUCCAGUAACAUGGCACAAAAACGUGAUCGUGAUCGUGAUCUCUCAACGUCAAAUGGCAACAACGGCAACAGUAACUGCAAUAACAGCAGCAACCACAACACCAGCAACACCUCACUGGACCCAGCAGCAACAUCGAGCAAUUGCAGUUCCAGCAGCAACACCGGUGCCACGCCCCCCAAACUGCUCAUCGGGGGCGGUGGACUGAGUGCCAAUCAUGUGGACGAAUAUGGGGUAUUCGGUGAAUAUGUGGCCGUAACCAUACGCAAACUGAAGACAUCCAAAUCGAAGAUUGUGGUGAAGCACCUGAUCAACAAUCUACUCUAUGAAGCCGAACUGGGUAAAUACGAUCAAGGGAUGCCGGCCAGCAGGGAGCCACCGCAGCUGUAUAAUAUGCAAUAGAACUAGAAAAUACCAGGAUCAGGAUUCGUUAGUAGAUUAUAGUCCGCCAAAACCAAUAUAUAGAGAAACUACGGGGGAGAGACAACGCACUAGUCAGCAAAGCAACAAUGGGUCAAAUACCAGAGCCAACAAUUCUAAAAACCGGGGGUUUUUUUUUGUAUAAACACGGGUUUAGCGGGGGACAUUAGCAUUUCAUUCAGGGACAAAGACCAUAUAAGUACUUUAUCUAUAUACAUUUAUAAACACAUAAACGAUAUCAGUGAGUAUAUCCGAAGUCAGUCAGUCAAAGGAGUGCAGUUGAAGAAGUUAGGGGGUGAAACAAACAUACCAUUAACUAAAUUGAAUUAAUUAUAAAUGCUUUACGUUAACUGUGUACUUUUAUGCACACACACCCAUAUACACAUACGUAUAUGUAUAUUUUACGUUUAUAAACACAAAAAAAAAAAUUUAUGAUUAUCGUUUUUUGAUUUCACCAGCGUUAUAUUUUUGAUUUUUGUUUUAUUAUAUUUACAUUUGGCAAUAACACUUUGAACUCAGGUGCCUUUAUUUUUUUAGUCCAUUAAGCCUUGUUAUCUUAUGCAUAAACGCGAAACAGCAAACAAACGCGAAAUGAUUGCAAAAAAUCGACAUGUAAAGCAAAUAAAUGAAGCCGUAACAACAUGUAAAUUUAAUUAACUUUUUAUCACAUAUGCAAAUCCAUAUGUAUAAACUUAACUCUGUAAAUAGUCUAAAAAAAUAAGAGAAGAGAGAAUAAUGAAACAUGAAAUGUGCAAAUCUUAAUUUUUGUUAUGCAUAACUAAUUUGAAUCGAGCGAAGUGCUCCAAAUAAAAAUGCAGAAAUGUUGAAUUUCAUUUUGAAAAUGA